AGAGCGUGAAAAUACUGAAAUUAGUAAUAUCGACAAAACUAGAAGCGAGAGAGAAAAUGGCGGAAUCGUUGGUGGAAACUCGAAUCCCACAGCAGAAGCACUACGAAUCGAAGCCUUUCCCGGCGGUGAUCUCGCCGUCGUCGUCACCGGCGAUUCCGAUUCCUGCUCUGUCUCCCCUACUAUUCACUCAGACUAUCAAGACCCACAAACCCUAUCUCGAUUCCCUCUUGCACGAAUCCGGAGCCGUGCUCUUCAGAGGGUUUCCGGUGUAUUCCGCCGACGAAUUCAACGACUUCGUCGAGGCUUUCGGUUUCGAUGAGCUUCCUUACGUCGGUGGCGCCGCGCCUCGCAGUAGCGUCGUCGGUCGUGUCUUCACCGCCAACGAGUCUCCUCCUGAUCAAAAAAUCCCCUUUCACCACGAGAUGGCUCAGGUUCCUGAGUUUCCAUCAAAGUUGUUCUUCUACUGUGAGAUUGAGCCUAAGUCUGGAGGAGAGACACCAAUUGUGCUGAGUCAUGUUGUGUACGAGAGAAUGAAAGAAAAACAUCCAGAGUUUGUUCAGAGAUUGGAGGAACAUGGUUUGCUCUAUGUUAGAGUCUUAGGGGAAGAUGAUGAUCCAUCUUCACCAAUUGGCCGUGGCUGGAAAUCCACAUUCUUGACCCAAGAUAAGAACGUUGCUGAAGAAAGGGCAGCUAAAUUGGGAAUGAAACUGGAAUGGACCGAGGAAGGAGCCAAAACAAUCAUGGGUCCGAUUCCGGCUAUCAAGUACGACGAGUCGAGAAACCGCAAAGUGUGGUUCAACAGCAUGGUAGCUGCUUACACGGGCUGGGAGGAUAAGCGGAACGAUCCAAGAAAGGCCGUGACUUUUGGAGAUGGGAAGCCUUUACCAGAGGAUAUAGUCCACGACUGUCUCAGAAUACUCGAAGAGGAAUGUGUUGCUGUACCAUGGCAGAGAGGAGAUGUUCUGCUUAUAGAUAACUGGGCGGUUCUUCACUCACGAAGACCGUUUGAUCCUCCACGCAGAGUUCUUGCAUCACUCUGCAAGUAGAGUAUGUCGUUUGUCUUAUUCCACGCGCAAUCAAAGCUUUUGGAUUUCGGAUUUAGAGCAACUUUUGUGUACAUAUUGGCAAUACAACACAUUUUGGGUAUAGUAACCCAUUGCUUUUAUUCAAAAGACUUUUAAUUA
This is a messenger RNA of Eutrema salsugineum, 1184 nucleotides long. Its product is annotated as clavaminate synthase-like protein At3g21360. The record is from RefSeq and is a predicted model, not a curated record. The transcript is spliced from 3 exons. Gene Ontology annotation, molecular function: oxidoreductase activity. NCBI's taxonomy places the organism in Eukaryota, Viridiplantae, Streptophyta, Magnoliopsida, Brassicales, Brassicaceae. The coding region runs from base 57 to 1046 and encodes 329 amino acids.